Molecule: messenger RNA, 3077 nt
Organism: Phycodurus eques (leafy seadragon)
Lineage: Eukaryota; Metazoa; Chordata; Actinopteri; Syngnathiformes; Syngnathidae
Product: claudin-4-like
Exons: 3
Coding region: 54-1277 (407 amino acids)
Biological process (GO): cell adhesion; bicellular tight junction assembly
Cellular component (GO): plasma membrane; bicellular tight junction
Molecular function (GO): structural molecule activity
Source: RefSeq, a predicted model, not a curated record
ACAGAAGCUCACGUCGUACCGCUUGUUUCUCUGACUGGACGUGAAUCGGCAAGAUGGUGUCACAGGGCGUUCAGAUGAUCGGCAUCUCGUUGGCCACGGUGGGCUGCUUCCUGGUCAUCGUGGUGUGCGCGUUACCCAUGUGGAAGGUGACGGCCUUCGUGGGUGCCAAUAUCAUUACGGCGCAGACCGUCUGGCAGGGCCUGUGGAUGAACUGCGUGGUGCAGAGCACGGGCCAGAUGCAGUGCAAGGUCUACGACUCCAUGCUGGCGCUGGCGCGGGACCUGCAGGCCGCCCGGGCAAUGACCAUCAUCUCCAUCCUGACCGGGAUUUUCGGCGUGAUGCUGUCAAUCGUGGGCGGGAAGUGCACCAACUGCAUCGAGGAGGAGGCCUCCAAGGCCAGGGCGUGCAUCAUGGCCGGGGUCCUGUUCAUCGUUUCCGGGCUCCUGUGCCUCAUUCCCAUCUCGUGGUCGGCCAACGCCAUCGUCACCGACUUCUACAACCCUCUGGUCAUCCAGGCCCAGCUACGCAGCUUCUUCGCCAUGGGGAAGAUCGGCAAGGAGACUGCGGGUCAGAUCAUCGGCUUCAUCGGUCUGGUGGGGGUGGCGGUGACCACCGGCAUCCCCAUGUGGAGGGUCACCUCCUUCAUCGGCGCCAACAUCGUGACAGGCCAGAUCGUGUGGGACGGCCUAUGGAUGAACUGCGUGAUGCAGAGCACGGGCCAGAUGCAGUGUCGACUCAACGAGUCAGUGAUGAGGCUGACUCCGGACCUGCAGGCGGCCCGAGCGCUGGUCAUCAUCUCGCUGGUCUUCGGCUUCAUCGGCUUCAUGAUCACGUUCAUCGGAGCCGAGUGCACCAGCUGCCUGAAUAAGGAGACCUCCAAGGCCCAGGUGGUGAUCAUCGGCGGCUGCCUGCUCAUCCUGGCGGCCGUCCUGGUCCUGAUCCCGGUCACGUGGUCGGCCACCAUCACCAUCACCGACUUCCAGAACCCCUUGACCAUCAACGAGCAGAGGAGGGAGAUCGGGGCGGCCAUCUACAUUGGCUGGGGAUCCACCGCCAUCCUCCUGGUGGGCGGCAUCAUCCUCACCACCUCGUGCCCGCCUCAGAGACCCGUGUACGGAUACCCCGGCUCCCAAGCGGCAUACCCCUACGCCGACGGUUCCACGUACGCCCCUGUUUACGCGCCGGCCUCCAGCCAGCCUUACACGCCGAGUGGCUCGUACUAUCCCGGCAAGCCGUACGCGGCGCCGACCGGAUACUCGCCACGACAGUACAUUUAAACACCGGACCGGGACCCGCAAAGAGACUGCAGUCUGGAUCUUUCUUGUCCUGAUUACACUAACUAUCAAAACAGCACACACUGAAGAUGGUAUGUAUUGUACUGCAAAAUGACUGGAAUGUCGCAUUAUUGUGACAAGGGGUGGACAUUUUCAGCAAAUUUCUUUGGAAAGUUAAGAUGGGAGAUAUUUGAAAUAUUCUAAAUUGGAUACUUCCAAUGGGGAUUAACUGUGAAUUGGAAAGGUAUCGUAUUCAAGCAUAAUUAUAAACAUUUACUUUUGUCAUGAGCAAACGACCAUGCAAAAAUGAAUGGCUCUCCUUGCCCGCAUGCGAGGGCAUUACUGUACCUUAAUUCCUCCAUUUUUGUUUGACUUCACUAUGGUGGCAGCGUAUCCAAAGCUUGCUCAUACUUCAACUUUUGCCUCACAUCGCAAAGCAAAAAAAGUAGCUGCUUGUAACUCAAAACACCCAUACGUUGGAGCACUCGUAAGUCAAGGUAAUACUGUAAUUGCAUGAAAUCUGCCCACAACCAGCAAUUUUGCAAAUUUUUGGUUUAUUCACGUUAAUUCACAUGAAUAGUUUCCAAAUUUUAAAAUUUCCAGAAUUUUGAAACCCAACGUGUGAGUCCAUUAACACUCACAGUCACACCUAUGGACAAUUUACAAGUGUUCAAUGAACCGAACACUUUUGGAAGUGUGGUAUCAGCAACAUGCCCGUUUGCACUGGAGUCUAACAUUGUUGUGUAAUUCUUUUUUUUUUUUUUUUUUUUUUGGUAAAUGUUGAUUUUGUGUAAAUGACUCGGAAUGUGUUAAUAAAAUAUUUGAGUGAACAACAGGCCUCUUUUGUGGCAUCAUUUAUCAAGGCCCAUUUGGGAUUGCUGUACAGUGGUACCUUGAGUUGAGCGUUUAAAUCCAUCUAUGAAUAAGCUCACAUGAUUAUUAACGACAUGUUUUACUUGAAAUGAUUUCAAAUACCAUGAAUCAGUUUUGUUACAUGUUUUUAAUAAAGAAAAAUAGCACUGUUUUGUGUAUCAACAUCAUGAAAGAGCAAGCCCAAAAACUCACCAAUAUUGGCAUGUGCAUGUAUCCUCGUGAAAAUGUAUACAUUUUAAAGGUGCCGAACAUGACGCCCAAAAACUCACUCAUUAGCGCCCCCUGGACUGUUUGAAAAGAUCAGCCCCCAGCACCAGUUUCACCGAUCAACUCGAAAUUGGGUUUACAUGACAGGACGCACUAAAAAGUCUCAAGGACCCAUGCCUGAAAUUGAACAGGAAACCGGUCAUUUUGGGUUGAGGCAGCCAUCUUGGGUGAAUUCCAUGGCAUGUACUUUGAAGGACUCCUAGUUGGAAAUUCGCACAAAUCAGCCCCGAUUGGAAGAAAGCAUACUAGACAGAUCACAGAUGCUAAAUUACCAAGCUUUUUUGCCUAGGCUAUCUAAUCUGGGUGGAGCAUGGCGUCCAAGUCUCUCGUUCAGUAGCACCCCUGGAAAGAUUCCAGUUUCACCUAUCGACAUGAAAUUCACUUGACAUGUCUAUCAUGACAGGACGCACAAAAAAAGGAUUCAUGGUCAACAGUGAACAGCAUGUCAGCCAUUCUGGGAUGAAGCAGCCAUUCCAUGUCUUUUUCAUUUGCAUUUGAGCUGACAAAAUGGAAGAUGAGUAUUAAAAAACGUGUGAGGACAAAAUGCUUGUGAGAAAUCUUAAUAAUUAUGUUUCAAAAUAUGACGUAAGAAACGUAAAAUAUGUAAAUAUUUAUACAGCCAUGUGAAAAUGUCCCCUUUGAAAUGUAUACUGUACAAUAAGU